AUGCAUGCCUAUGCUCUCCUCGCGCUCGUUCCUCUGGCUAUAGCCGCUCCCCCUUCUUCCUUCCACAAGCGUGAGCAGAUAGCUCCUCUAAUUGUUCCCCUUGGCGGCAACCACAUUCAGGAUAAAUACAUUGUUCGUAUGAAAAAGGAAACCGUUUCAUCUUCUGUUACUUCUGCUCUCAGCUCCAUCAAGGCCAAAUCCGAUUUUGUGUAUGCCCACAGCUUCAAUGGGUUCGCGGCUACCUUGGAUGACGAAGACCUUGCAACCAUUCGCAAGAAUCCUAUGGUUGACUACGUGGAGAAGGACCAAACUAUUUAUGUUUCUAUGACGCAACAAAAUGCUCCAUGGGGCAUUUCACGCCUUUCUUCCAAAACGCCCGGCAGUACCACUUACAAUUACGAUCCAUCCGCUGGUGAGGGUACUUGUGUCUACGUUCUUGACACCGGUAUCGCUAUUGCCCAUCCCGAAUUUGAGGGUCGUGCAACUUGGGCCGCCAACUUCGCUGGUGAUGGUCAGAAAGUUGACGGUGUCGGUCACGGCACCCACUGUGCUGGCACGAUUGGCUCAAAAACCUACGGAGUAGCCAAGAAGACCCAGCUCUUCGCUGUCAAGGUCCUCGGCAAUGACGGAUCUGGCACUAACUCGGGUGUACUCGCUGGUAUGGAGUGGGUUGUCAAAAACGCCAAUAAGUCCAAGUGCCCCAAGGGUAUUGUUGCAAGCAUGUCUCUUGGUGGUGGCUUUUCCCAAGCUAUGAAUGAUGCCGCCGCCGCUAUCGUCAAUGCCGGAAUCUUCCUUGCUGUUGCGGCCGGAAAUGGCGCUGCCAACGCUGCUCAGACUUCUCCUGCUUCCGAGCCCAAAGUCUGCACUGUUGGUGCCUCUGAUGUGAAUGAUCGUAUUGCUGAGUUCUCCAACUUCGGCAAAGUCGUUGAUGUCUUUGCUCCCGGUGUUGGGAUUCUAUCCACCAUACCUGGAGGCCGUACCGAGAAGAUGUCGGGCACUUCAAUGGCUACUCCUCAUAUUGCAGGCCUUGCUGCCUACCUCCUCGGUACGGGUCAGAAGGUUGCAGGUCUGUGCGAUUAUAUCAAACAGACUGGCGUUCAAACCCUGUCCGGUGGCCCGAACGGCACGACCAGGACCAUUGCCAACAACGGUUAUUCCGGUGACAGCCAGCGGUCAUACUUUAACCUGAUGUAA
Clonostachys rhizophaga is the source of this 1194-nucleotide messenger RNA. Lineage: Eukaryota; Fungi; Ascomycota; Sordariomycetes; Hypocreales; Bionectriaceae. The record is from the annotation of a GenBank genome assembly.